Messenger RNA from Caenorhabditis remanei, 1494 nucleotides. RefSeq lists its product as uncharacterized. NCBI's taxonomy places the organism in Eukaryota, Metazoa, Nematoda, Chromadorea, Rhabditida, Rhabditidae. The coding region runs from base 1 to 1494 and encodes 497 amino acids. The record is from RefSeq and is a predicted model, not a curated record. The transcript is spliced from 11 exons. Gene Ontology annotation, biological process: innate immune response.
AUGUACUGUGAGAAUGGAAGCAGUGUUCUCACUUUUGAUGAUACUGGUUUGGGGAAAAUGUACAAUUCUCCCAUUGCUGCCGGUGAAUGUGACCCAACUACUCGUCAAGUAACUAUGCUUAUCCAAGACCCAUCCGAGAAUGAAUUCACGUUCACUCAACUUCUGGGGACUUGUCUUGUAAAAGAGAAAUGUGAAUGCACUGCUAUUGCUCUGGAUAGUUUGAAUAUUGGUGGUUUUAUUGACUCUACUAGUCCAUUCUACUCUCAAAUGACGUCUUCUGACUCAAAACUUCCAUUUAUCUCAGUUUCUGGAUGCACGACUUCGAUGAUUUGUGCAUCUGGAUAUAGUUUACUUUUAUUUGACGACACUGGUUUAGGGAAAGUGUUCGACACCCUUUCUACCAGUGGACAAUGUAUUGCAAAAACUAACAAAUGGAAGGUUGACACUGGUUCUCGGGUACGACUGACAACUUUCAAUCAGAUGUAUGGAAUCUGUGUAGUUAAUGAUUCUGAAACUCCUCCAGGUGUUUCAACAUCAACAACUAUACCAACUACUACUACAGUCGAUACUAAUUGUACUCCUUCAUCAUUUAGUACUUUGGCAUUCGCAUAUUCUAACGAUUAUGAUGCGGAAGAUUUUUCCGAAUAUUGGAACGAUGAGCAUACGACUCAAAUGCCGAGCGAUCUUGAAUUGUCAUGGAUAAAGUUUGCAAAUAUUAGAUUUGACACUGUUAACGAAGAUAGUAUACAGUAUCAUAACACUUGGGAUGAACUGGACUUAUCUAUUAAAGAUCGUCUUCCUGAUCCAUCAUUAGGUUUCAAUUCAUCCGUAACUGGAAGUGAUAUUCUGAAAAUUAUUGAGAAAUUCGCCGACAAUACGCAAGCACCUGUGUGCCGAGCAAAAAUGAUGAUUUUCGUGAAACGGUAUCCAGAUGAAGUAGAUAUCGAUCGCUUAGUUGGAAAACUCCGUGAACAUCAUAUAGCGCUUCAAAUUUAUGUAACCGAUACUCCAAAAGGAGGCAGUCAUUCGGAAACUUUAUAUAAUCUUGCCAGUAGAACAAACGGGAUGUGUAUUUUUUAUGAAGAAGCCAGAAAAGCAGGCUAUGGCGGUACAAGAUCUUCAAAGCUGUUCUAUGCGGCAAAUCCAAAAGUUUCCGGUCGCGGAUCAGUUCAACUUCCGAUUCCGCAGGUACCAAUAUAUGGAUACGAUUUGUAUUUAGUAGUUGAAGAUGGACCGCUGAAAUAUUUCGAAAAUAUGACAAUUUCUUGGAAUUAUACUAGCUCAUCCCAACCAGUUUCUAAUUUAAUUAACAAAACGACUAUCGAUGCUUAUUAUUAUAAUAGUAACCUUGGAGUGAUAUUCAUGAGUGUGCAUGAUACAAUCAGUAGUAUAACAAUGCACUAUAGCUACUCGGAUAAGAAAGUUCGUACUGUCCAACUUAGGUUGUACAGUUUGUCUGGAGUGCCGUUAUCUUGGCCGACUUAUGAAGACUAA